UUUUUUUUCUCUUCUUUUUAAAAUUUACUUUACAAAUCACCUUCUACUUAACAUUUAUAUCUUAUACAAAUGGCGUCUCUUGUAUAUCCAUUCGUAGGGCCAUUAGUCAUUAAUUGUCUUUUAACGAUUGGUGUUUGUUACUACAUGAUCAAAAGCUCUGUGUAUAGAUCACCGAUCACGUACUUUUCUUUUUUAGCUACUCUGUCCGCAUUGUUAGGCUCAAUUUUUAACGCCGCAGUUUAUAUGGACUGGAGCCGUUAUUAUACACUCAGAUCAGCUAUGUCAAUAUUAUCUGUUAUCUCAACUUCGUCUUUGUUUGUACCAGGAUUAAUCGGCUUCCAUCGUAUUUCUAAGCAAAAGGACAACAAAGCAGGUGUUUAUAUUUCAGUUGUGGGCUACUUAUGGGCUUUUGUUUUAAGUCUCAUGGUUAUUGUAGUCUAUGCUAUGUUUGAAAUCCAAGGCAGCAUAGACUCUUACUAUGUACGUUAUGUCUUAGCAUAUGGACACUGUGGACUUGCUUUUUUGGUAGUUGUCCUUUGUUUGAUGACUCACCAAUACUUGCAUGGAAAAGCUAAAAAAAGUUUGAUUGCUUAUACAUCGCUUUUUAUUAUAUUUGAGAUUUUCUUUUUUAUCGUCAGCUUUGCUGUUAGAUCUGGAGUCGCUUACUAUGGUCUGACACUGGUUUUUAUUGACUUCGCAACGGCAUUAGCAGUACUUAUUUCUGUAAUGUAUGGCCAUCUUUGGACUGCAAUGGAUGAUUUAAGUGAAACUGAUUCGCAUGAAAAGCUUGAGGUUGGCAGCUCGCAGGCUUAGAAAAUUAGUUCACAAAACACAAAGAAGGCGAAACUUUUUCUCUUUCACAAUAUUAGAAUACUUUAAUUGAUUUAUCCUUCCCCAUAAUAACAUCUCGAGCAUAUCAAUAAAUUUCCUAAUGUAUUAUACAUUGUAUUUCAAUUUUCAAAUAAAACCGUUAUUAUCACUUACGUUA
Messenger RNA from Mucor mucedo, 988 nucleotides. RefSeq lists its product as uncharacterized. The record is from RefSeq and is a predicted model, not a curated record. Lineage: Eukaryota; Fungi; Mucoromycota; Mucoromycetes; Mucorales; Mucoraceae. The coding region runs from base 70 to 813 and encodes 247 amino acids. The transcript has a single exon.